Serpula lacrymans var. lacrymans S7.9 is the source of this 603-nucleotide messenger RNA. RefSeq lists its product as uncharacterized. The coding region runs from base 1 to 603 and encodes 200 amino acids. The transcript has 2 exons. NCBI's taxonomy places the organism in Eukaryota, Fungi, Basidiomycota, Agaricomycetes, Boletales, Serpulaceae. The record is from RefSeq and is a predicted model, not a curated record.
AUGUGCGUCAACACAUGCCUUGCGUAUAUGGGUCCCUUUGCAGACCUAGACAUCUGUCCCAUGUGCCUUGAACCGCGAUAUGACCAGCUCAUCUUAGCUCGACCGCAAAUUCAAGCUCUUUGGCGUGACUUGACCAGUGCAUCUAAUAUGAGGUACCAUGAGGAGCGUACUCAAGAACUCAUAGAAGAAUUGCAACUUAAUGACAGGGCUCUCAAAUCAUAUGACAACUUUUUUGCUGGCAGUGACUACAUCAAUGCUGUAGCAGAGGGACAAAUUCAAUCUGGCGAUACGGUGCUUAUGUUUUCCAUGGAUGGUGCACAGCUAUACGAGAAGAAAUCAUCGGACUGUUGGAUCUAUAUCUGGGUGAUCUUUGACCUUUCCCCAGAUAAACGGUACCAAAAAAAACAUGUACUACCUGACGGGAUCAUACCAGGGCCAAACAAGCCCAAGAACAUUGAUUCCUUCAUAUUUCCAGGGCUACACCACCUCUCUGCCAUCCAGCGCGAAGGCCUACGUAUCUGGGACUCCUCAAGAAACAUUAUAUUCACGUCAAAACCAUUCCUAGCACUUGUCGAGGGUCGUUUUGGGGAUCAGGUGGAUUAA